This is a messenger RNA of Corticium candelabrum, 1294 nucleotides long. RefSeq lists its product as uncharacterized. Lineage: Eukaryota; Metazoa; Porifera; Homoscleromorpha; Homosclerophorida; Plakinidae. Bases 303 to 1250 code for a protein of 315 amino acids. The transcript has a single exon. The record is from RefSeq and is a predicted model, not a curated record.
CUUGAAAUCUUAAUAUAUAUAUACUUUUACUGAGAUCAUGUCUGUCUUUGUGCAAACUAAACCACAUACUCAGGACUGUUCCACCUGACAAAGUCCUUGGCCAACUUCAAUCUUUUGACAUCAACUUACGGAAGACUCUGGAAUCAAUAGUAGAUUGUUCCUUAUCAGAAAGCUCAUGGCAACAAGCUACACUCCCCAUUCGCCUGGGGGGCUUGGGUUUGAGGGAAGCUUCUCGAUGUCACCCCGCAGCCUAUCUUUCCAGUUGUAACUCUUCUCGUCACUUGGCAUCUUACCUUCUAUCCAUGAGCAGCCAGUGGAACAUGUCAUAUUCCGAUGAGGGCCAGGCGAUUGUGUUUCCAGGGGAGUCUACGGCCCAAGAUUUUUUGCAACUCCCUUUACCAGAUAACAACCACAAAAUUGAUUCCACCAGUCAGCAUCAGUUGCAACUUCGGUUGGACUCUGCUUUAUGGUCUUCACUCAAAGAAUCGGCGAGCAUAAGGGAUCGAGCUCGACUGAAUACCAUUUCUGGUCAACACACUGGGGCAUGGCUACGGGCAAUACCGAACCCGAAUCUCGGCCUUUCCAUGCCCAAAAGAGAGUUUAGUGUGGCACUACGGAUAUGGUUGGGUAUCCCCAUUUUCCCUUCCCCAAACUCCAAACGCUGCCCUUGUGGUAACAUUAUUGAUAAGUUUGGUGACCAUCUAUUGGGAUGUAAUCAAGGACAGAGUUUGACAACGAAACGUCAUGAUGCUCUAUGCGAAGUGGUGUACAACGCACUGCUUACAGAUGAUUCUCGUUGUCGUCGGGAGGCAAGAUGUAGCAGUAGCAACCAAACAAGACCAGGAGAUGUUUAUCAUCCAGAUUUCGAGCGCGGUUUGCCUGCCUACUUUGACUUAUCGGUACGAAGUUCCUUACAACCGUCUUUUCUCACUCAAGCAGCAAGUCAUCCAGGUGCAGCAUCUGAUGCAGGAGAGAUGGAAAAGGACGAACGACAUCACCUGAAUGUGUCCAGCACAGGCAGCCUUUUUCAUCCGCUAGUAGUAGAGACUCUGGGUCUCUGGACAGCUGCUAGCCUUCAAGUGCUCAAGAUCAUAGCACGUAGAGCUUCGUUUAAACAUAAUGUUUCAAUUAGCCAGUCUGUUUGUCAUUUUCAUCAGCAACUCUCUACUAGACUGUGGUGUAGCAACGCUAAAAUGAUACUAGCUAGAUGUAGUUUAGAUGGUACUGCUAGUCCCCUAUGGGACCUAUAAUAUAAUAUAUAUGUAUAAUAUAUAUAUAUAUAUAUAUAUAUAUA